CGAGAUUCCGGGUUCUAAAAACCCGCGCAGAGCUCUUAAGUUCCCCAGAUCUCUAGAUAUGAACGAUGGCGCCGCGCACGCUGCUCCUGCUGCUGGCGGCCGCCCUGGCCCUGACCCAGACCCGCGCGGGCUCACACUCGCACUCGCUGCGUUAUUUCGGCACUGCCAUGACCCAACCGGGACACAGGGAACCACGGUUCGUCGCCUUCGGGUUCGUGGACGACACGCGGUUUGUGUGGUUCGACAGCGAUGCGAUGACCCCUAGAGAGGAGCCUCGGGCGCCGUGGAUGGAGGAGAAACGGCCCGAGUACUGGGAGCGGCAGACUCGGAUCGCCAAGGCUAACGCGCAGAUUUUCCGUGAAAAUCUGAGGACCCUGCUGCGCUACUACAACCAGAGCGAAGCAGGGUACCACACCAUCCAGUCCAUGCGUGGGUGCUAUAUGGGCAGUGAUGGGCGCUUCCUCAGCGGAUACUACCGGACGGCCUAUGAUGGCGCCGACCACAUUUCUCUGAACGAGGACCUCCAUUCCUGGACUGCGGCAAACAAGGUGGCUCUGAUUACCCAGCGCAAAUAUGAGGCGACGAAUGAGGCAGAGCACCACAGGGCCUACCUGAAAGUUACAUGCAUGGAGUGGCUCCGCAGCCAUCUGGAGAAGGGAAGAGAGGUACUGCAACGUGCAGAUCCCCCAAAGACACGUGUGACCUAUCAUCCCAGACCUGAAGGCGACAUCACCCUGAGGUGCUGGGCCCUGGGCUUCUACCCUGCUGACAUCACCCUGACCUGGCAGAGAGAUGGGAAGGAACAGACCCAGGACAUGGAACUUGUGGAGACCAGGCCUUCAGGGGAUGGAACCUUCCAGAAGUGGGCAGCUGUGGUGGUGCCUUCUGGGGAGGAGCAGAGAUACACAUGCCAUGUGUACCAUGAGGGGCUGCCUGAGCCUCUGACCCUGAGAUGGGCUCCACCUCUUCAGCACAUGGACCCCAUUGUGGGAGUCACUGCUGGCCUGCUUCUCCUUGGAGCUGUGGUCAUUGCUGUGGUGAGGAGAAAGGUACCAAGGAGGAAAGCAUAACACUGGAACUGACCACACAAAGGUGAACACAUACACAACAUACUAUGUCAUGGGGAGCCCUGACUUCUCUUUCUGCAACUGGCAUCUGACUAUGUCCAUCUGUGUGAGAUUCUGACAGCAAAAUGUGAGUCUGUUCAAGCUGGGAUUAGGAUUCUCCAUCUGUCUAGAACAGCAUCAAGACAUGAAUCUGUUUGGAAUUCUUACCCCAGGCUUGGUUGAUGGCUUAGGGUACAGCAAGUUGCUUCAAACUUGGGAGAGGAAAUAAAAUUUGAGAACAUUCCAGAAUCUACCUCUGCUGUAUGGGUCUGUUUCAGGUUGGGAGAGAAGACUGGAGAUCUAACACGGAUGGGGCUGUUGGCCCAUCUUGUGCUCAGCCACUGUAGACUUCACCUGGGUCAUCUUUGCUUCUCCCACCCGAACGUUUGAUCACAAGGUCCCUGCUAUGGCCCUGGGCCUCAUCCUGUUUGUAGGGCUAUACAGUGAAGACAGUAUGUGGCAGGGCAGCCUGGCAUUAGGCCUAAUUUCAACCUUCAGCCCCCAAUGUAUGUGUUUCUUAUUCCUGUGUAAGUCUUGGCCCCGUCCUUCCAGAUGUCCCUUUUUCUUGACAGCAGCAGGUGUUUUUGUCAGGCAUUGCCUGCUGUCUCCAGUCUUACGCACCAACUUUCAUCGAGGCUCACUUCUUAGCUUCCUUCUUUCUACAGCCUUUAUGAAGGAACUGAAUUCCGGAGUUAGCAAAGGCGGCUCUACCGGCCGCUCAUCACCUGACAUGAGUUCCUGCUGCCACUCUUCUGUCUACUCAGCUACUCUUCUCCCUGCCCUCAGCCCAAGCAACCCUAACCUUAUAUGCAGCCUCAAGAAUUUAUGAAAGAGUCUAAUUUAGAUUUUUCCUUGGUUGGAAAAUAUGACCAUUUACACUCUUCUAAGCCAUCUACUUGGGUGCUGCUGCAGGUUGCAGAAGGGCUGGAGAAAUAGGGAACAGCCCAGGCCAUGAGCUCAGUGUGAGGACUGAGCAAGAACAUUUGCUCUGAAGCCCCAUGGUUAGAGCUACUAAAUAGGGUGGUGUUGCACAUUGACCAGUCACUGAACAGCACAGGCAUCUCUCCUGCUGUUGGGGUUUCACUCUAUUGCAU
This is a messenger RNA of Chionomys nivalis (European snow vole), 2200 nucleotides long. Its product is annotated as class I histocompatibility antigen, Gogo-B*0103 alpha chain-like. The transcript has 7 exons. Lineage: Eukaryota; Metazoa; Chordata; Mammalia; Rodentia; Cricetidae. The coding region runs from base 66 to 1070 and encodes 334 amino acids. Gene Ontology annotation, biological process: antigen processing and presentation of endogenous peptide antigen via MHC class I via ER pathway, TAP-independent; immune response; antigen processing and presentation of endogenous peptide antigen via MHC class Ib. Gene Ontology annotation, cellular component: external side of plasma membrane. The record is from RefSeq and is a predicted model, not a curated record. Gene Ontology annotation, molecular function: signaling receptor binding; peptide antigen binding.